Messenger RNA from Chiloscyllium plagiosum (whitespotted bambooshark), 2420 nucleotides. RefSeq names its product mid1-interacting protein 1-B-like. Gene Ontology annotation, biological process: regulation of lipid biosynthetic process. Lineage: Eukaryota; Metazoa; Chordata; Chondrichthyes; Orectolobiformes; Hemiscylliidae. The record is from RefSeq and is a predicted model, not a curated record. Gene Ontology annotation, cellular component: cytosol.
ACUGCUGCACGGCUCCAGCUGUAUAGCUGUCUCAACACCAGACAAUAUGCAGUCCUUCAUUGCUCAACAGCAAACGAGCUUCCUUGUUGCAACUAUGAGCAAGUAUUCAUCCGCAGUGAGGAAUAUGGAGCAGACAAUCAUGCUUCCCAGCCUCCUUCAAGACAUCGCUUUGGAGGAUCAAAAUGAAGGAAGAGAUGCCUCAGUCAGUUCGCAGAACUUGUAUGAAUGCUAUAUUCAGCUGAAAUCCAUCAAAAACAUUGUGGAGAGCGGUCGUCUGCCCCUUGAAGAUUUGAAACAAAAAAUCAAUGAUGCCUAUAACUUGGAAGAUGAAGACGAGGCAAAUUUAGAGACACUUUUCUAUGUCCAUGUGAAGGGGCUCUGCACUGUGUUGAAUUCACUGACCAAAAAAGCUAACAUGCUGACCAGCAGAUAUGAGGACGUGAUAGGACUGUCUUUAUAGUUUUGAUGCAAAGAAGAGAAAAGUAACUGCUCAUCUGAGAAUGAGCAACCUGAAAUGAAAGAGUGUGCAGAAAACAAGGUAACAUUUCUGCUUGGCCAUUAACAAAGACCAAAAUAAAAACACCUUACAAGUAUCCAAUUGCAGAGUGUGCUGGGAAUGAUCCAGAAUGCACCAUUGGGCUUGUAUUUGCAAAAGUACCAACAAAUGUUUUGAAAGGACACUUGAACUGUACUUAUUUUGCUAGCCAAAAGACAGGAAGACUAAAAGUGUGGAGUACUUAUGAAUUUUAAAAUCAGCUGAUGAAACCUUUCUUCUGUAAGAAACAUUGUGAUGAAAAUGGCCGAUUCAACUGUUACAACAUGCAUUAUUUUCCUAAUGGUACGUGAUUUGUAUCAAUGUGAACAAAACCAUUGUUCCCAUACAUGGCCCAAUAUAAUUGUACUGAGUAUUUAGAAUAUGUUUUUUCUUCACUUUUAUGCCUUUCUGUUCAAUAUUGUUACAGUGUUAGGUUUCUGGAUUGCUUUUGCCACUGAAAAAAAUGGGGAAGAAGAACUCUCAUUAUUCUGGAUUCAGCGAAAUGGGUCUUCUUGAAGUACCAAUCAUGAUUCAGUGGGUACCCUUUCCAAGUCAAUGGGCUGUGGAUUCAGGUCUCGUUCUGGUCUGACUCCCCAAGGUAGUGUUUGCAUCAUCUUUUGGCUGACACAUUAAAUGCCCAUGACACCAUAAGAUGUAUAAUUAGAAAUAAGCCCAUUCAACCCACCAAGUCCCCCCUGCUAUUUAAUGACGUCUUGGCUGACCUGGAUCAUCCUCAAAUCCACUCUCCUGCUUAUCCCCAUAAUCCUUGGUUCCCUAGCUAACUAAAAAUCUACCUCAGCCUUGAAUAUAUUUAACAACUCAGCAUCAACAGUUCUCUGUGGUAAAGAAUUCCAGUGUUUCACUACCCUCUGAGAGAAGUACUUCUUCCUCAUCUCUGUCUUAAAUAUGUGAUCCUUUACUCUGAGAUUAUACCCUCUGGUCCUAGACUUUCCCUCAAGUGAAAAUAACCUCGCUGCAUCUACCCUGUCAAGGUCCCUUAAGAAUCUUUUAUGUUUUAAAAAUAUCUCCUCUCAUUCUUCUAAAUGUCAAUGAGUACAAGCCCAACCUACUAAACCUCUCCUUAUAAGAAAAUCCGCCCAUACCCAGAAUCUGUGGGCCUUCUCUGAACUCCGUCUAAGGCAAGGAUAUCUUUCCUCAGGUAAAAGGACAAAAUCUAUUCACAUUAUUCCAGGCAGAUUUCCCUAAUACCAUGUAUAGGUUUAGCAAGACCUGCCUAUUUUAAUACUCAAUUCCAUUUGAAACACAAGCCUACAGUCUAUUUACAUUUCCUAUUACCUGCUUGGAUGCUAGCUUUUUGUGAUUCAUGCACAAGGACCCUCAAAUCCUUCUGUGCUACAGCUUCCUGCAGUCUUUUUCCAUUUAAAUAAUACUCGCAUCUUCCAUUCUUCCUGUCAAAGUGCAUAACCUCAUAUUUUCCCACAUUAUAUUCCAUCUGCCUAGUUUUGUCCAUUCAUUUAACCAAUCUAUAUCCCUCUGUAGAUUCAUUGUAUGGUCCUCAAUUCCUCACUACUUGCUUCUGUGUUUACGUUUAUACCAUGUAAAAGUAAAAGAUCCUAUGAUACUAUUUCAAUGAAGAGCUAUUAUAGGAAUUUGCCCCAGUGUCCUGGUCAAUUUAUGCCCCUUAGCCAACUCUAGAGAAAUAGAUUUUGGACAUUAUGAGCUUGUGAGAGUUGUUAUAUAAAUGCAAGUCAUCCCUCCUUCAGUCUUCAUGAUUUUAGUGUUUCUGAAUUAAAUAAUGAUGGAAGCAUUUUAGUCCUUUCAACUGUUUUACUAUGCGACCACAAGUUGUACUAGGUGACUUGGAUCAUUCCUAUUGUUCUGUCUGUUUCACCCGACUGUGCAAUAAAGCAGUUUAUGAUGUGAA